AUGGAGCAGAUCAACCAGCCCAAGGAACGCAACUGGCUCCAGCGCACGUUCAACUUCGGCGGGCCGGGCUGGUUCCACGACGUCGUCGAGAUGGAGAUGCACCUCGACACGGACAACGUCAUCCGCCACCCCGAGGACCCGUACCUCAUGCCCUACAGCGAGUACGGCGAGUGCGCGACCUACAAGAUCGACGACAAGAUCACGGGCGUCGUGUCCAUCACGUCGCCGCCCGACGCCCAGGUCUGGAUCACGGAGGUGCUCGUCAACGUUGAGCAAUUCGCGCAGUUCCAGCGGUCCGUCGACGGGUACCAGCUCGCGUACCGCGAGUGCGUCAUCCCCGGCACGGAGAACGGGCUGCUCGUCGCCGGCACGGUGGAGCUGCCCUUCGAGCUGGACCUCAAGGACGUCUACCCGCACGGGUGCCUGCGCCCGACGUACACGGGGUCGCUCUACUACAUCCGCCAGCACGUCGCGGCGACGGCGAAGCGGCCCUGGUUCGGCUACGACUGCGAGGUGCGCCUCCCCGUGCACCUCCAGCAGAUAUGCGCGGCGCCCAAGGAGAGCCGCGGCAAGCCCAACGUCCACGCGCUGGGCAUGCCGCCGCACGUGCUCCCGCUCACGGACCUCAACGGCGAGUGCGUCCUCGACUACAAGACGAACUGCUUCAACGUCGAGGGCCGGCUCAGCGGCCUCGUGAGCUUCCGCAAGCUCGCGACGCCCGUCAAGUUCGUCAAGAUCGAGCUCAUCAAGGUCGAGUGGUCCCAGCAGGAGUCCAUGGACACGGCGAUCUGGACGAACGUGCUCUUCCCGCCCAAGGCCAAGCUCUCCGAGAGCGGCUGGCUCAAGAACAAGGUCGUGCGCCUCGAGCCCGACGAGGACGGCGAGCAGGGGCCCGAGGUCAUCGAGCUCGUCGAGGCCGACGCGGGCGCGGGCGGGCCCACGUUCUCCGAGGACGUCAACUUCCCCGUGGACCUCGACUUCCCGGGCCUCAAGGAGGCGCGCAACACGGGCCGCGUCCUCACGCCGUCCUACAAGCGCCUCGACAUGGGCAACAUCGACGUCGACGACGAGACGGACGUCGAGUCCGACGACGAGGACGAGGUCGAGGCCGGUGUCGAGAUGACGGACAAGGCGGCCAUCACGCCCGACGACGCGCCCGCGCCCAAGGGCAAGGUCCUCGUCAAGCGCGGGCCCAAGGACAUCGUCGACGAGGAGAAGAUCGAGUUCGAGGAGGGCGUCGCGGAGACGGGCUACUUCCUCCGCCUCACGGCCAUCACCGAGACGGGCCAGAAGAGCUGGCGCGCUGCCGGCGUCGCUUUUUGCGGGGUGAAUACAAACAAGAUCUGGAUGUACCAGAAGUCCUUUGUCUGCAACCAGCGGACCAUCGACAUCGACAUCUAG
Molecule: messenger RNA, 1401 nt
Organism: Aureococcus anophagefferens
Lineage: Eukaryota; Pelagophyceae; Pelagomonadales; Pelagomonadaceae
Exons: 3
Coding region: 1-1401 (466 amino acids)
Source: RefSeq, a predicted model, not a curated record